Molecule: messenger RNA, 186 nt
Organism: Colletotrichum spaethianum
Lineage: Eukaryota; Fungi; Ascomycota; Sordariomycetes; Glomerellales; Glomerellaceae
Exons: 1
Coding region: 1-186 (61 amino acids)
Source: RefSeq, a predicted model, not a curated record
AUGGCCGCCACCACCUCCCAAGUCCCCGAGAGCCUUGCAAGCCACGCUCAACAGAAACAGCGUCGCGGUGGUGGUAGCGGUUGCUGUGAUGGUGGUGGUGGUAGUGUACCUCCCAAGGCCGUACAAGCUUACGGUGAAAAGGACCGAAGAGACCAAGCGCCAGCAGUCGCCAACGCCAGCCAGUGA